Manis javanica (Malayan pangolin) is the source of this 1330-nucleotide messenger RNA. Lineage: Eukaryota; Metazoa; Chordata; Mammalia; Pholidota; Manidae. The record is from RefSeq and is a predicted model, not a curated record.
GGGUGCAGUGUGAAUUACUCUUUUCUGUGCAGAUGGUAUGGUGUAUGCUCUGGGGGGAAUGGGCCCCGACACGGCCCCGCAGGCCCAGGUUCGGAUGUAUGAACCCCGCCAGGACUGCUGGCUUUCGUUACCCUCUAUGCCCACACCCUGCUACGGGGCCUCCACCUUCCUGCAUGGGAACAAGAUCUACGUCCUGGGGGGCCGCCAGGGCAAGCUUCCGGUGACUGCUUUCGAGGCCUUUGAUCUGGAGGCCCGCACCUGGACACGGCACCCGAGCCUACCCAGCCGCCGGGCCUUUGCUGGCUGCACCAUGGUUGAAGGCAGUGUCUUUAGCCUGGGUGGCCUGCAGCAGCCUGGGCCCCACAAUUUCUACUCCCGGCCACACUUUGUCAACACUGUGGAGGUGUUCGACCUGGAGCAUGGGUCCUGGACCAAGCUGCCCCGCAGCCUGCGCAUGAGAGAGAAGAGGGCCGACUUCGUGGUUGGCUCCCUCGGGGGCCACGUCGUGGCCAUCGGGGGCCUUGGAAACCAGCCAUGCCCCCUGGGCUCCGUGGAGGGCUUCAGCCUUGCACGGCAGCGCUGGGAGGCACUGCCUGCCAUGCCCACGGCUCGCUGCUCCUGUUCUAGUCUGCAGGCAGGGCCCCGGCUGUUUGUUAUCGGGGGUGUGGCCCAGGGUCCCAGCCAAGCUGUGGAGGCACUCUGUCUGCGUGACGGGGUCUGAAUGCAUGAUGGCACCUGUUCAUUGAAGCAGCUUGGUGCCGGCACAGACGUCUGUGGCUCCUUUGGCUGCAAGGAAGCUCACUGUGUCUCUGUGGGAUGAAGGGGACCCAGGGGUGGGUACUCAAGACGCUGCCUCGGGGACUUGGGGCCCUCGUCUUUAGUGCGGGACACAUAUACACUCUAUCCCCAUUCAUUCAUGGGGCGCUCCUGGCUCCAUCUCUGCUCAGCUCUGGAACCUACUGGGCCCAGUGUGGCACCGGGAAGUGGAGGGAAGUGGGGGCCAGCCUCAUGCCCCACAGGGCCAGGCCGACCUGGAAUUGACCAGGCUGUCCGGAAAAGUCCUAGCUGCCAGCCUGCCUUGGGGCUCCUGUGGACGCAGGAGACAUGGAGGGAAGGAAGAGCGGCCGUGGGAGCCUCCAGAGGGCCAGAGGCAUGGCGCUUUCACGCUCCUCACACUCUGCUCUGGGGCCUCGGGCACGCCGCUUCACCUCUGUGUGCCCGAGCAGCCCCAUGUGCCAAGGGGGAUCUCUAAAGCCUUCCUGCCUUCCUCACAGGGCUGUUGUGAGGACCAGGGGGCCACCCGUGCAAGUAAAAGUGCUGCUGAAACCUG